UGUUGACAGCGGCGGCGGCGGCGGAUCCCGGCGGGCGACGGGAGUCGGCGUCUCUGGUUCCUGCCCCUGGUCCCGAGGCGGUGGUGGACGGGCGUUCCGGGAUGGCCUUCAUGGAGAAGCCACCGGCCGGCAAGGUCCUGCUGGACGACACGGUGCCGCUGACAGCAGCCAUCGAGGCGAGCCAGAGCCUGCAGUCCCACACGGAAUAUAUCAUUCGGGUACAAAGAGGAAUUUCUGUAGAAAAUAGCUGGCAGAUUGUUAGGAGAUACAGUGACUUUGAUUUGCUGAACAACAGCUUGCAGAUUGCAGGCCUAAGUCUACCUCUUCCUCCCAAAAAAUUGAUUGGUAACAUGGAUCGUGAGUUCAUAGCUGAGAGGCAGAAAGGUCUUCAGAACUAUCUCAACGUUAUCACCACAAAUCAUAUCUUGUCUAAUUGUGAGCUGGUUAAGAAGUUUUUAGAUCCAAACAACUAUUCUGCAAGCUAUACUGAGAUUGCCUUACAACAGGUUUCCAUGUUCUUCCGAUCAGAACCAAAGUGGGAGGUGGUGGAACCAUUGAAAGACAUAGGUUGGAGGAUAAGGAAGAAAUAUUUCUUGAUGAAGAUUAAAAAUCAGCCAAAGGAACGGCUAGUGUUAAGCUGGGCUGACCUUGGUCCUGACAAGUAUCUGUCAGAUAAAGAUUUUCAGUGUCUAAUCAAACUUCUGCCGUCCUGUUUGCACCCUUACAUCUAUCGUGUUACCUUUGCCACAGCUAACGAAUCCUCAGCAUUGCUAAUUAGAAUGUUUAAUGAAAAAGGAACUUUGAAGGACCUGAUCUACAAGGCAAAACCAAAAGACCCAUUCCUAAGGAAGUACUGCAACCCUAAGAAGAUUCAAGGCCUUGAACUCCAGCAAAUAAAAACAUAUGGGCGGCAAAUAUUAGAGGUACUAAAGUUUCUCCAUGACAAGGGAUUCCCUUAUGGGCAUCUUCAUGCUUCCAACGUGAUGCUGGAAGGGGACGCUUGCCGGCUGCUGGACCUUGAGAAUUCCUUGUUGGGCCUUCCUUCCUUCUACCGAUCUUAUUUCUCACAAUUCAGGAAAAUCAAUACAUUGGAGAGUGUGGACGUCCACUGCUUUGGCCACUUACUGUAUGAAAUGACUUAUGGACGACCGCCAGACUCAGUGCCUGUAGACUCCUUCCCUCCUGCACCGUCUAUGGCUGUGGUGGCCGUGUUGGAGUCUACGCUGUCUUGUGAAGCCUGUAAAAAUGGCAUGCCCACCGUCUCCCGGCUCUUACAGAUGCCAUUAUUCAGCGAUGUUCUGCUAACUACUACCGAAAAGCCACAGUUUAAGAUACCCACAAAGUUAAAAGAGGCAUUGAGAAUUGCCAAAGAAUGUAUAGAAAAGAGGCUAAUUGAAGAACAGAAACAGAUCCACCAGCAUCGAAGACUGACGAGAGCUCAGUCUCACCAUGGAUCCGAAGAAGAAAGAAAAAAGAGGAAGAUCUUAGCUCGAAAGAAGUCAAAACGAUCUGCUGUUGAAAAUAGUGAAGAGAAUUCAGCAAAAUACAGCAACUCCAAUAAUUCAGCAGGAUCUGGGGCCAGCUCACCUCUCACAUCCCCGUCAUCGCCGACUCCACCCUCCACAGCAGGACAGGAGGCCAGGCUUCUCAUUGGGCUCAUCUAUGUUGCCACCUCUCUGCACACUGCCUGUCUUAUUGCUGGAAUCACAUUUACUCCAAUUUAUGUCUUUACUUCUAGGCCACAUUUAUGGUUUAUCUGGGAACUAAGUCAAGCAUAGUGUCUUCCAGCUUUAUGAUAAAAUGCAAUUUUCUCAAGAAAUGAAGGAAAAUUCUUCAUUUUCAAGGGCUAGUUUAGAAAAGGAAUUCCUGCUAAAGGUAGCACCUCAAACACACCUCGAUCUGGGAGCCCUUGGAAACUACACCUUGGGCUGUGGAACCUAAACUUGAGGAUCACCACUCGCUAGUUCUGGGACCUUGGAGAAGAUACUUGACCUCCCUGGGCUUCAGGUUUUGAAACCGAGUGAGGCCCUGUGGGGUCCCGGGCACGGAGGCCCUUUUGUCCUCUGUUUCUUGUAGGCAAGGCUCCAGGCUCCAUGACCUUCCGUGAGUUCCAAAGGGCAGAUGAGAAAGGGAUGAGUUACUAAUCACGGGAGAAGCAGCCAGGAAACCACCUGAGAUGAGAUUAAGGAAGUGCAAGUUCUUCACACGCCCUAAUCUUGUCAGAGACUCCAUCCUUGGACCUGUUGUUAUCAAACCCUUCAUCAGAUCCUCUGGGGUGGGGACACAUAGUUUCUCCAGGCAUGAGCCUGCUGUGUCCCCGUUUGCCUGGCAAAGUAAUCAAGCUAUCCUUUUCUACUUCACCCAAAACUCUGUCCCCGAGAUUUGAUUUGGCAGUGGUGUACAGAGAGGCUGAGCUUUCGGCAUCAGUUUCCCAUUUGUAAAGGAGGAUAAUAACAGUGCCUGCCUAGUGGGUUUAUUACGAGGAUCCAGAGAGUUCCAUGCCCAUGGGGUUAGAACAGCGCCUGCUACACAGUAAGCCUUCAGGACACUGUUAGUUACUGAUAGACCUUGAGUGAGUCACUUUCCAUGUCUGGGUUUGGGUUAUGUCCUCUGUAGAAGGCAAAAGCGUGGGGGUCAGAGGAGACUAUCUCACAGUUCUAAUCAAGCAUCCUCUAAACCCACUGUGGACUCCGCCCUUUGGCGGUUUCUUCAGCAAUAGAUCAACUGAGGCAAGUUCAGUUUGACAGCAUUGCCUUUCUUCCUGAAAACAUCAAUUUUAAGCACAUUUGUGGUAGCUGAGGGUGAUUUUCAGCUCAGUUGCUUUCAGGAUGGGACAGAAGUGACAGAUGUUUCUAAGCGAAGGGGUCUUACUCUCAUGAGCCCUUUCCAGCAUUUGUGUAGGACUGAGGCCUCUCCUGUUUCUUACUGUACUUCCCUGCCAUGGGCCUCUUCUUGAAAUCCUUACCAAAUUGAUGGGAGAAAUAUUUCCUUAAGUCUGCUGGCAAUUCCAUCAGGUAGGGUAGGAUUCUCUAAAAUUCUUUUUUUUUUUUCCAGUGAGAACAUUCCUAGCACUUUUUUUGCUAAGGUUUCUGUUUCGUGCCUCUAGAAGAUCAUUCUUUCAAAAACUUUAAUAUACUUUAUCUUGACUUAUGUCAUGGUCAGUGUCACCAACUAGUGUUCAUUUACACUCUAUUCAUGGAGCUGAGUGGUUUAGAUGGUCCUAAUUGACACACAGAUGUUUGCUUCUACCCUCCCUUUGGGAGGAGACAAACCUGUUGCCUUGCCAUUGUGUGUGUGUGUGUGUGUGUGUGUGUGUGUGUGUGUGU
This is a messenger RNA of Kogia breviceps (pygmy sperm whale), 3326 nucleotides long. The record is from RefSeq and is a predicted model, not a curated record. Lineage: Eukaryota; Metazoa; Chordata; Mammalia; Artiodactyla; Physeteridae.